AUCGCAAUGAACGCUAUUGCCGUUUGCUGGCGAAGGGACAGCCUCACUUUUCAUUUCAAUCUCCUUCUGGUCAUCACCGGCUGUCUAAACAUGUACUGAGCACCCCUUCGAAUCCAUCGCGUCGACGCGUCAGUCAAGAUGAAUUACAACCACCUGACGGUGGCAGGUCUCCGGGAAGAGCUGUCAAAUCGUGGUCUCUCAAAUAAAGAUAUCAAGCUUAAGAAGCACUUGGUAGCUCGCCUCCAGCAAGAUGACAUCGACAACGCCAACGCGGGCAACGCUGACUCGUCUUCCAAGACGGAGCCUGUCGUCGAUUCUUCAGCGGCCACACUCCAGGCCGAAUCUUCAGUAUACGGCUCUGACGACUUCUUCGAUGAACUUGACGCCGAUGCACUGAUCAGUGCGAGUCAACAAUCUCAGUCCACUUCUUUUAAACCCGAGUCAUCCUUUGCCAUCCCGCCGACACCAAUAUUGAAGCGUCCUCUGCCGGAAGACGACGAGGAAGAUUUCUCUGGAGAUGACGUGCUCAACGAUCCUAGCAUCGAAGAGAUAUGGACCUCGUCACAAAAGGCACGACGUGACGCCGACCAGCCUCCAACUGACAAGCCUGAACACAUCGCUCUGGUGCGGAGUCUACUUCGUGAGAAAUUCGGCUACCCUGGCUUUCGCGGUGAGCAAGAGAAGGCUAUACUGUCAAUUAUGAGAAGCGAGAAUUCGCUCGCUAUCUUUCCCACCGGAGCCGGCAAAUCGCUCUGCUAUCAGAUUCCAGCCAUUGCGUUUCCGCUCAUGGACAAGCUGAGCGGGAACGAACGCCCACAUGGAGCCGGUAUUACCAUUGUGGUCUCACCUCUAAUUGCCCUCAUGAAAGACCAGACUGAUGCCUUGAAGAGGAGAGGCAUCGCUGCUGAUUGCUCGGACUCAACCAAGACGUACGAGCAACAUCAACGAAUACAUGCCGAUAUUCAUGCUGGCCGCCUUCGUCUGCUAUAUGUGUCUCCCGAAAAGUUGAGCAAUGAGGCCUUCGUUGCAAGUAUGAAACACGUCCCUGGAGGCGUUCGUCUUGUCGCAGUUGACGAAGCUCAUUGUAUAUCUGAAUGGGGCCAUUCUUUCAGACCGUCCUUCUUGCUCGUAAGUCGCUUCGUCGCCGAAGUGAAAGCGGAGAGAGUGAUCUGCCUGACAGCGACCGCCACCCCAAAGGUUGCUGAAGAUGUGCGAGCAGCGUUCGGAAUUCUGGAGCGCAAUGAGUUCCGUACAAGCCCAUAUCGCUCGAACCUUAGACUGGAGUCGGUUGCCACGGAAUCGCAGGAAGCAAAACUUCCACUAUUGUUCAAGUGGCUUAGGGAGCACCCCGGCAGUGCCAUAGUCUACGUCACUCUUCAGCAACAAGCAGAAGAGCUAUGCAAGACGCUACGCAAACAUUCAUUCAAUGCUGCUUUCUACCAUGCUGGUAUGAAAGUCGAAGAAAAGGCGGCUGUUCAGGACAGUUUUAUGGCCGACGAAAUUCGCAUCGUUGUCGCAACGAUUGCUUUCGGGAUGGGCAUCGAUAAGUCAGAUAUCAGAGGUGUAGUCCAUCUUGACCUGGCUUCUACAGUAGAAGAAUACAGUCAACAGAUUGGCCGUGCAGGUAGAGAUGGAGAACCGGCCUACUGCAUCUUGUUCGUCAGCCAUUCGGACAUUUACUUGAGGCAGAACUUUGCGCUCGGCGACCUUCCAUCUCGCAAUUCACUACUGCAGUUUCUCAAAGAUGUCUUCGGGCGGGACCGCAUACCGGACACGGAGGGUGAGGUUAUUAAGCUGGCACAUCGCGAACUAUCCACUCUCUAUGACAUCCGUCUCAGCCCGCUCGGUGUCACGUUUGCUGCGCUGGAACUCAGAUUCGGCCUCUUACGCGCCAUAACACCAGAGUACACCAGUUAUCAGUUCGAAGACAAAGGCCGGUAUCACACAACAGCAUCUAGUGACCACUCUCCAGAAGCUAGGGCAAUAUACUCUAUGUCGACCAAAGCCGUCAAGAACUUCACCUUCGACAUGAAUGCGGCUACCAGAACUGGUCUCAUACGUGCUGAUCUCGUUAGAAAACUGGACAGUUGGAAUGCCUCGGGAGUCAUCAUGUUGAAGACGUCUGGGGUCUUAAAUCGCUAUCGAAUUUUGAAUCCCUUGCCUACAGCCGACGAGGAUGUGCAAACUUUAGCUGAUGAUCUCCACGCAGAUAUGGCCCAGCGUGAGCAGGACGCUCUCGGUCGCAUAGACCAGAUGAUCGGUCUCGUCACAGGUGAAGGAUGCUUUGCAUUUGGCCUUGCUCAGCACUUUGGCAUGGGCCUUCCAGACAACAAGCAGUCUUGUGGACAUUGCACUUACUGCGCGUGGGGAGAGUCUCCAAGUUUGCCAGCAAAGCCGGCUCCGCCGCUGAACGUUGACGGAAUCCGAAAAAUUCUUGCUAUUUGUCCUCAUGACGACCCUAGGCUUCUAGCACGCGUCGCGUUCGGCAUCAAAAGUCCAAGAAUUACACAGUUGAAGCUGGACAAGAGCCCGGUGUUCGAAUCGCUGGCAGAUCAUGAGUUUAGCACUUUGCUCCGUGAAUUCCAGGCAGCUCGUAGAUCAGCUGUUCAUGGUCCACUGGAUGUAACUCCAACUCCCAUCAAAGCCAAAACUCCUGUGGAAGCCAAGAGCUCUUCUAGGACGUCGUGGAGUGUAGGUCGCACAGGCCAAACUGGCAGUAGCAGAGGCCGUGGAGGCGGUAACAGCUAUAGCCGUGGAAGCACAAGCGGCUAUGGCAGAAGCCCCGGUGGUGGAUACAAGAGAGGUGGUGGCUAUGGAGGAGGUACCUACAAAAGAGGACGUUCGUCUUACCACUGAAACUCCAGCAGACAAUUGGCAGUUGGGCAAGGGUGACAUAUUACACAGAGGGCUGUUCACACACGGAAACGAUUAAUGAGAAACUCAAUAAUGACAACACGAUACAACGGCAUCAUCUAACCACACUGCU
Molecule: messenger RNA, 2986 nt
Organism: Aureobasidium subglaciale EXF-2481
Lineage: Eukaryota; Fungi; Ascomycota; Dothideomycetes; Dothideales; Saccotheciaceae
Exons: 2
Coding region: 139-2856 (905 amino acids)
Biological process (GO): double-strand break repair via homologous recombination
Cellular component (GO): nucleus; chromosome; cytoplasm
Molecular function (GO): four-way junction helicase activity; 3'-5' DNA helicase activity; ATP binding
Source: RefSeq, a predicted model, not a curated record